UAGCCCGUCUUAUAGUUCACGAACGCGUAAUCCUUCGUGAACUUUGACUAGAGGCCCGAUCAAGGACUGCACUAUGGAAGACGAUCUUCAAGCACUACAAGGUAUCCAUCUAUCUCCGGUACUCGAAUCGCGCCUCGAGUUGCUUGCGCGGACAGCAGAAGCACUAGGAUUGGACGAGCCAUCUAUUAUAGGCAUCAAUCACUCCAUUGCCAAUGUUUCCACUCGCCGCCUCAACCUCAAACUCUCCGUAAACCGCGCGAUCUACGUCGAAAAAGAGCUACGGCUACACUUAGCUAAGCUGGAAGCAGAGCUUGCACUUUUACGGAAGUGGACUGUGUCGCUGAGUGGGGUAACUCCAGAAUCGGAAACUGCUUUUGAAACCGGAGCCGGAACGGAAACUGCAGAGUCUCUGGAACGUCGUCGGCAGGUUAUCAUUCGCAAAGCGAAGGAGUAUCAAGCUCAACUUGUUCAAUUGAACUCCACAAAUGCCUCAAGCUUUUCCACGAAUGUCAGUAUAUCGGAACUCACGCGUUUGCAGGAGCAGAACAAAGAGCGGGAAAAGGAGAUUCGUCGAAAGAGAAAAAAAGUUGAGGCCUUUCGUGGAUUGCCUGCAAACCCAGACCUUGCGCGCCUUACCCUCCUCCAAGCCACGCAGAAUUUGCAAGAUCUGACUCGUGUACGGGAGGGACUACUAGGAAAGAUGGUAGACGGUUAAGGCCUCUAUAGGCCUCUAUGCUCCUCAAACUUCGGCUUUGUCAUGUUGAUGAGUGUCUGAGUUGCCGGCUACCCGAGAUCCCGACACCUGCUCUCAUAUCAAGGUGAUAUUUCACCGUAAAUCAUGCUUGCAAUUCCCAAUACCGUCCCGAUGUUACUCUCCGUCUGAAUAAUUCGUGUGGAGCUCUAUGCACAGAUACAGCGUCUGAACGGGCUCACGGAGUAAUAGCGGCGAUAUAUGUCCGAAUUAGGUAAACUUUCUGCCAAAUAGAGAAAAACAAAUUUAAAUUGUUAAUCAC
Molecule: messenger RNA, 1013 nt
Organism: Lentinula edodes (shiitake mushroom)
Lineage: Eukaryota; Fungi; Basidiomycota; Agaricomycetes; Agaricales; Omphalotaceae
Exons: 3
Coding region: 74-715 (213 amino acids)
Biological process (GO): spindle assembly
Cellular component (GO): HAUS complex; cytosol
Source: RefSeq, a predicted model, not a curated record